AUGUCCGCCGCCGCCGGAGACACCACAAUCGCCGCCAUCCCCGCCGACGUCCUCCAGUCGCGCAUCCUCAACCACCUCGACGGCGCCACCCUCGCCUCCGCCGCCUGCGCCUCCACUCAAUUCCUCUCCCUCUGCAACGACGACUCCCUCUGGAAGGACAUCUGCAACGCCACGUGGCCUUCCACCGCCGACCGCCGCGUCCUCCGCGCCGUCGCCGCCUUCCCCGCCGGCCACACCUCCUUCUUCUCCGACGCUUUCCCGGUCCGCCGGCACCUCCGGUUCACGGCGCGCCAAACGCCGUUACCCUCGGAGUUAAUCUCAGCCGUCGAUGUCUCAUUCGACGGUCAGAUCAUCUUCUCGAAGGUUCUAGAAACAGAGACGGUUUCCCCGUGGUUCCUCUGCACGCCCUUCCGCCUGGACCUCCUGGACCCGAAGGAAACCGUCCCCACUCCCCUGGACCUCAGCUCCGGAGACAGCGCGUCAAUCGAACGCGCCGCCGAACGUUUCAAAAUAACCUGGAUUCUAAUCGACGCCACGAACCACCGCGCCGUCAACGUCGCCAGCGAGUCGGCGGUGGAGGUCCGCCGGCACUGGCUGACGGACGACGUCCAGAUCCGGUUCGCGACUGUGGUCGCCGGCCGGUCCUCCGGCGAGCUCCUCCAGUGCGGCGUGGUGAUGACCUUCGGCGGCGGAGGCGGCGGAGGCGGCGAGGCGCGUGUGAAGGAGAUCAGUAUGCAGGUGGAGGAGAUGGAGGGGAAGAUCGUGACGGGGGCGGAGGGAGUGGCGGCGGUGCAGGCCGCCAUGGAAGGGCAAAAAUGGAAAUUCGAUGGGGUAAGGGAGAAAGAUAUUUACGAGGAGUAUACGAGAAUGAAAGCUCAGUUUAGAGAGAGAAAGCAGAAGAGAGAGAAAGGGGUAGACAUGGUUUGUAUAGCUACAGGAGUCUUUGUCUUCGUUGCACUGCUCCUUUGGAUGCUCUCUCGCUCUCUGUCCAUGCCCUGA
Messenger RNA from Andrographis paniculata, 999 nucleotides. RefSeq names its product F-box protein At2g27310. The record is from RefSeq and is a predicted model, not a curated record. Gene Ontology annotation, molecular function: protein binding. NCBI's taxonomy places the organism in Eukaryota, Viridiplantae, Streptophyta, Magnoliopsida, Lamiales, Acanthaceae. The transcript has a single exon. The coding region runs from base 1 to 999 and encodes 332 amino acids.